Messenger RNA from Caenorhabditis sp. 36 PRJEB53466, 1728 nucleotides. The record is from the annotation of a GenBank genome assembly. NCBI's taxonomy places the organism in Eukaryota, Metazoa, Nematoda, Chromadorea, Rhabditida, Rhabditidae.
AUGGGCGAAGAGACGUGUUAUAUUUGCAACGAUAAAUCCACCGGCAAACACUAUGGAGCGAUCAGUUGUGACGGAUGCAAAGGAUUUUUCAGACGGAGCAUUCGCAAGAGGUAUCACUAUGUGUGCAGAUUUGAAAAGGAUUGCGACGUCACAAGAAGUACGUUUGCCUCUUUCCCUCUCUAUUUUCCAGAAUAUUUACAAGAACUUGCUAUACUUUUCAGACAAACGGAAUGCGUGCAGAGCGUGUCGACUUCAGAAGUGCGUCAAGGCGGGAAUGAAGAGCAAUGCGAUUCAGAACGAGCGCGAUGCGAUUGGAAAGAGAAAAAAACCGAACGAAGCGGAGAAAGAGGACCUUAUUGAUCAGCUAGUCGGUGCAGAACAGAUGUGUCAGCAGUUGAGGUCCAGUGUCAUCAAGAACACUUCAUUGGUGAGUGCGUGGCGGCGACCAUGGAACCCUUCGAGUUUGUGGCUCUGUCCGAAUUCUCUCCUAUUGCCACAUACACUGUCUGAAUCCGAAUAAUUCUAAAAAAUUAGCACACAUAUUAUAGGGACACCGCACAGAAAUGGCGCUCUGUUGAGAAACUCUUUUUGCAGUGCAAAUUGAGCGACCGCGGGGCCGAGUUUGAAAAGUUAGGCCACAUUUUCAGUGAAAAAUUACUGCGCGGCCUUGAAAUUCGGUCAAAUUGCGAACAGCGCGCCCUUUCUGUCCGGUGCCCCUACAAUACAUAAGAGACAUUUCAGACAGACCCACGAACUUGGAGGGAUGGAGGGUUCCCUGGUCUUUUAAAUUAAAAAAACCGUGCCCCCCCCAGCAAGCCAUUUCGAUUCGAUUCUAGUUCGAUCCUCUUGUUUUCCAGGCAACGUACGAUUGCGGAAAAGUGAAAUGGAAUUACGAGGACGCGCGAGCAGCGACUCUCGACGACAUUGGCAAGUCGAUUCACCAGCAACUCGUGCUCUUCAUCGAAUGGGCCAAAUCGCUGACGCAGUUUCUGAUGCUCGCGCCAGUCGAUCAGGCGGCUCUGCUGAAGGGCGGCGCCGCGUCGAUCAUUGUGCUCGGAGUCUCGUACAGAUCGAUCCACAUUCCGGGCGAGAACGAGAACAACUCGAUCUACCUGGCGAAUGACACGCUGCUCGGGAAGGAGCACGCGACGACCGUCGGCGAUAUAAAGUGAGUCUUUUUGGAGUCGCCCCCCGCGUUGCCACGUCAUCAUCCCUUCAGUCAUUUCAGCUGUGUCGUCGGCAGAAUCAUCGACGAGAUUGUGAAUCCGAUGCGAAGACUGAAGAUGGAAGUGGACGAGUACGUGGCUUUGAAGGCCAUCCUGUUCUUCAAUCCAGUCGUCAGAGGCAUUCAAAACUACGGACCCGUCGAAGAGGCGCGCUUCUCGUGCUUGAGGGCACUUCAGCGAAGGUGAGUGCGCUGGAGCGAGAUUGCAUUCACGUGAGAACUCGUUCAGGUGCACCGACAAAGCACUGGAGAACAUGGAGGACGAGGCGGCGGACUGCAGAAGCGGCAAGCUCCUGCUCCUCCUGCCAUCGCUUCAAGUGAUCGCACAACAGCUGGUGGAAGACGUGCAACUCGCCCGUCUCUUCGGACUCGUCAACGUGGAUUCGCUGAUGGAAGAGCUCAUUCUGAACGACCUGAAACCCUCGGAUCCGCAGAUUCUCCAGACGAGUCUCUCCUCGCCGGUCGACUCGAUCAAAGCAGAAUUGUUAGACGUCGAAGAUUGA